Iphiclides podalirius (scarce swallowtail) is the source of this 849-nucleotide messenger RNA. Lineage: Eukaryota; Metazoa; Arthropoda; Insecta; Lepidoptera; Papilionidae. The record is from the annotation of a GenBank genome assembly.
AUGUUCGCUAAGGCUAUUGUCGCUCUGUGCGCUAUAAGCGCGGCUCGCGCUAGCGGUAUCUUGGGCGUUGCCCCAGCGGCGUACAGCAGCCACGCCAUUGCUGCCCCCGCUCUUGUGACCAGGACCAUCACACCCGCCGUUUCCUCUGUGUCCUCCUACUCCACCCAAACCGCCCACGCCGGUCCCAUCGCCACCUAUGCGGCCGCCCCAGCGAUCGCGUCUUACGCUGCUCCCGCCAUCGCAGCUCCAGUCGUCGCUGCCGCCCCCGCCAUCACCACAAGCUAUGCCGCAGCGCCCGCCGUCGUUAGCAGGACCAUCACUCCCGCUGUCUCCUCCGUGUCGUCGUACUCCACUCACACCUCGCACGGAUCUCCCAUUGCGACAUACGCCGCCGCUCCCGCCGUAGCCACCUACGCCGCUGCCCCCGCAGUAGCUUCCUACGCCACCCGUACCAUCGCCGCACCCGCCGUAGCAGCAUACGCUGCACGUUCCUACGCCGCACCCGCGUUGGCCGCGUAUGCAACCCGCUCCUACGCCGCACCCGCUGUGGCAGCCUACGCCGCCCCAGCCGUCGCGGCCUACGCCACCCGCACCAUCGCGGCUCCCGCCACCACUUCCUACUCUUCCUACUCUACCCAGACCGCUCACGGCACGCCCGUGGUCGCUAGGGCUUACGCCGCCCCUGCCGUCGCUGCCUACGCCGCUCCCGCCUACUCUACCUACGCCGCUGCCCCCGCGUACUCUACCUAUGCCGCGGCUGCCCCUAUCCUCCGUUCAUCUGUCGCAUACUCUGCCGCUCCUGCCGUCUCUCACAUCUCCUACAGCGGUCACGGCGCUAACUAUGGUUGG